Messenger RNA from Cordyceps fumosorosea ARSEF 2679, 2040 nucleotides. Its product is annotated as N-acetylmuramic acid 6-phosphate etherase. NCBI's taxonomy places the organism in Eukaryota, Fungi, Ascomycota, Sordariomycetes, Hypocreales, Cordycipitaceae. Gene Ontology annotation, molecular function: fructose-6-phosphate binding; carbohydrate binding; carbon-oxygen lyase activity. The record is from RefSeq and is a predicted model, not a curated record. Gene Ontology annotation, biological process: negative regulation of glucokinase activity; response to fructose; glucose homeostasis. Gene Ontology annotation, cellular component: nucleoplasm; mitochondrion; cytosol. Bases 1 to 2040 code for a protein of 679 amino acids. The transcript has 4 exons.
AUGGCACCCACUACCAUUGACCUGGGUGGCCUCCAGACCGAGAACCGGAACCCAAGAACCACCACCAUCGACCAGGUUUCCACGGAGCAGCUGUGUCGCAUACUUCACGAGGAGGACUGCCGCGUCCCUGCCGCCAUCACGCCAUGCCUGCCAGAGAUUGCCAGGGCCAUUGACGCCCUGACGGAGAGCGUCCGCCGCGGCGGUCGCGUCUUCUACAUUGGCGCCGGAACAAGUGGGAGGCUCGGCGUGCUAGACGCCUCUGAGAUCCCGCCGACCUACUCGGCGCCCCCGAGUCAGUUCGUCGCGCUGAUUGCAGGCGGCGACGACGCCCUGCGCAGCGCCAAGGAGGGCGCCGAGGACGACAGGUCCUCUGCCAAGGCCGACCUUGACGCCCGCGACUUCCAGCCCGGCCUGGACUGCCUAAUCGGCAUCGCCUCCUCCGGCCGCACCCCGUACGUCCUCGGUGGCCUGGCCCACGCCCGGGCCCUAGGCUGCGUCACCGUCGGCGUCGUCUGCGUGCGGCCAUCCGCGGUGGAAUCCGAGGGCAACGCCGACCACCUCAUCAGCGCCGUCACCGGGCCCGAGUCCGUCACGGGCAGCACGCGCAUGAAGGCCGGCACCGCGACGAAGCUGGUGCUGAACAUGAUCAGCACGGGCAUCAUGAUUAGGUUGGGCAAGACGUAUGGCAACUUGAUGGUAGAUCUCAAGGCAACGAACAUCAAGUUGCAGCAGCGCGCUAGGAACAUUUUACGGGCCAUUGGUGGUCAGCGCUGUCAUCAAUCUGAUGAAGAGUUAGAUGAAAUACUCGCAGCCAGCCGCGGCAGCACCAAGCUCGCCGCCGUAGUCAUCGUCCUCGGAGUCACCCCAGUGGAAGCCGAGCUGCACCUCGAGCGCAACAACGGCGUCCUCGCCCACGUAUUUGCCGAAGCUGCAGAGCCCAAACCCGACGCUACGGCGACCAAUGGCGACGAUGGUGGCCUCGUGCUUUGCGUCGAUGCGGGGGGCACCAGCUGCAAGGCUGUGAUCCUCUCCAAGAACGGGGCUGUCGGGGCAGGCGUCGGAGGCCCAUGUAACGUAGCCAGCGUCGGGCUGGACGCCUGCCUGUCAGCUAUAUCUGACGCCAUCCAGCAAGCCACGGAUUCAUGCUCGGCGACACGCGGGCGCAAGUUCUCGUCCGUCACGUUCGCGGCGGCCUGGGUCGGCAUCGCCGGAUACGACGCGCCCGCUACGCAGCCCUCCAUCAACGCGGGACUGUCCAAGCUGCUCAACCUCGGCGUCGGCGACGGCCUCGUCGUGACGACCGACGUUGACCUCCUACCAGUCGCGUCGUCCGCUUCCUCGGAGGCGGUCGUCGUGCUGGUCGCGGGGACCGGGUCCAUCGGCAUGAGCUUUCGCAGAGAGGAGGACGGGCGCUUCGCCCGCACAGGGCGCGCGGGCGGCUGGGGCUACCUGCUCGGCGACGAUGGUUCCGGAUACGGCAUCGGGCGCGAGGCCCUCCGGCUGGCGCUGCGAGCAAGCGAUGCGUGCCGCGUACGCAGAGACGCGGGGUCGCAGCAGCAGCCCAUGCCACCACUCGCCGCCGCGAUAGUUGACCACUUCGAGACGACGAGGCCGGAGGAGCUGCUCAGCGCCAUCAUGGUGUCCGCCACCGCUCCACAGCAGCAUCACGCCGUAAUGGAUAGGACUAGUCGCAUCGCCGGGGUGGCCAAGACCGUGUUGUCCAUGGCGGGGACGAAUGAGGACGCGGACCGCAUCGUGGCCGCCGGCGCUGGCAGCCUGGCAGAGCUCGCCGCCCUGCUGGUGUCUGGCCAGGGGAUCGAGCCGUCUAGAACCAGCCUGGUUCUGGCGGGCGGCCUCAUGCAGGACGAGGGGUAUCGCGGGCGGGUGGUCGGCUCCGUCGAGAGGGCAGGUUACAAGUUUCAGCAGGUCCAGGCGGUGCACCAUCCAGCCAUGAACGGAGCGAGGUUCCUAUUAUCGCAAAUCGACAGAUCAACUUUGAUGGGUUUCAACAACUCAGACAGGACAGUUGGAGUCGUAUAA